GCAGUGUGCGAGUCCGCGCGAGACGGCUGCGCGAGCCCAGGCGUUAAGAGAGCUGUGAGAACUCAGAGCGCUUCAUCUUCAUCAUCCUCAUCAUCAUCAUGUUCAAGUCUGAUCUUCCUCCGAGUUAUGAAGAGUCCCGUCAUCAUCAUCAUCAACAGCAGGAGUAUUACAGAGCUCAGCCACAGGGGGGGGGUUAUCCCACACCUUACACCUUUCCCUCUCCAGUGUGGCAUGGAGCAGGAGGACCAGCAUCCGGAAUACCACCUGUUAUUCCCACCUACAUGUCCUCAGGAGCUCCGCCCACCAACCCAGACAACCCGGAGCCCUAUGACCUCGGUGCAUUGUGGGAAAAUAAAAGUGUCCGUCACGCGUUCAUCAGAAAGGUCUAUCUUAUAUUAGCAUCCCAGCUGUUGGUCACAGCCUCCAUCGUAGCCGUGUUCACGUUCGUAGACCCGGUGCGUCUUUUCGUCAUCCAGUAUCCUGUCAUUUACUGGGUGUCACUCGGUGUCUUUUUCGCUGUAUACCUUGUGCUGGUGUGCUGUGAAAAAGUGAGGAGACGAUUUCCUCUGAAUUUGGUCCUUCUGUUCGUCUUUACUCUCGCCAUGUCCUACAUGGCAGGAACAAUAUCAAGUUAUUACGAGACGAAGGCAGUGUUCUUGGCUGUGGGAAUAACGGCGCUGGUCUGUAUCGUGGUCACAGUCUUCAGUUUCCAGACCAAGGUGGAUUUCACCUCCUGUACCGGUUUGUUCUGUGUUCUGGGCAUUGUGGUUCUCAUCACAGGCAUCAUCACAGCCAUCGUUCUCUCCUUUCAGUAUAUUCAGUGGCUGCACAUGCUGUACGCUGCUCUCGGGGCAAUCGUUUACACUCUGUUUCUGGCAUACGACACUCAGCUGCUGUUGGGGAACCGAGCUCAUAGCCUGAGUCCCGAGGAGUACGUGUACGGAGCUCUGUCCCUCUACACUGACAUCAUCCAGAUCUUCCUCUUCCUGCUGCAGAUCACCGGCAGCAGCUCCGACUGAACACACACACACACACACACACACUGUCUCUCACACAGCUGCUUGUGCAUUUACAUGAUUAUAAUAUUUGUGUUAAUCAGAUCAGAUUAAUUAUAAACCCAUCUUCACCCCUGCUUCGUCCAGCAACCAGAGCCGGGCCUUUCACACACUCUCAGAUAACCAGCACUGCAGUGUGUGUGUGUGUGUGUGUGUGUGGUAAAUGAUGAAUCUGGCUCAGAUAUGUCACAAAUUAGAUAUUUAUUAAUGAAAAUCCUUCACAGAGCCUGUUAGUAAAUUGGGUUGUACACCUUUCUGUUGUUAUUAACACCCACACACACACACACACACACACACACACACACACACACACACCUGUACUGACUCAGUGUGUUAAUGUUCUCUGCUUGUUUGUAUUCACUCCAGACAGUUUCUAUUUUCAUAAUAUAAAACUAAACAGAUGUUUAAUAACGGCUCUGCCUCUUUGAUCAGUGCCGUGUCUUCGCCUCUAUUCAUUUAUUACUCCAUCACGCCGCUGCUGAUUUCUGGAAUCUGAUUGGUCAG
Messenger RNA from Hemibagrus wyckioides, 1559 nucleotides. Its product is annotated as protein lifeguard 3. NCBI's taxonomy places the organism in Eukaryota, Metazoa, Chordata, Actinopteri, Siluriformes, Bagridae. The record is from RefSeq and is a predicted model, not a curated record. The coding region runs from base 99 to 1019 and encodes 306 amino acids. Gene Ontology annotation, biological process: negative regulation of apoptotic signaling pathway. Gene Ontology annotation, cellular component: Golgi apparatus; endoplasmic reticulum; membrane. The transcript has 12 exons.